AUGAAGAAGAGGCUCCAAGCUCAACAAAACAUAGCACUCCGUGAAGCGGUGGACGCACCGUGAUACUGCAUUAUGGAGAAGGCUGGCUCAAAAAAACGAAAAAGACCCGAAAAAUCGGUAAUCGAAGAAGCAGUCAGUGAAGUUUUGGAGAAAGGUCAGUCCAUAAACAGAACUGCACUUGCCUUAAACAUAUCGAGGGCUUACUUAGCUAAAAUCGUUAAAAAAGUGGAGACGUCUGGCGAUUCAUCAUAUGAACACUGUCCUAAUAUAGGGAACAGGCGUAUUUUCACAACAGAACAGGAGAAUAUGCUUGCAGAGUAUUUAAAGACCGCAUCUGAAAUGUGCCAUGGCCUAACAAGACACCAAGCAAAGAAGCUAGGAUUUGAUUAUGCCGUAGCCAAUGAUACCUUUCUACCGAAAUGGAUUGAAGUUGAAACUGCGACUGAUGAUUGGCUCAAAGGGUUUAUGAGCAGACACAAAGGCUUAACUGUGAGAAAACCUGAAAGCACUUCUCUAUCCCGUGCAACAAGUUUUAAUAAAGCUAAUGUAAGCACAUUUUUUGAGAAACUAAACACUGUUUUACAAAGAUACAAAUUUCCUCCUCAUAGGAUUUUUAACGCCGAUGAAACAGGCUGCAGCACCAUCACCAAUCCUCCUAAGGUCAUAGCUGAAAGGGGUUCGAAACAAAUUGGGCAAGUUACCUCAGCCGAACGAGGAACAUUGGUGACAACUCUGUUCUUUAUUAAUACUGCUGGUGGUUUUUUGCCGCCCGUUUUUGUGUGUCCUAGAGUAAACUAUGAAGAUAUUAUGUUAAAUAAUGUUCCGCCAGGAGCCCUAGGAUUGGCUCAAGUUUCUGGAUGGAUGACUGAAGACUGUUUUGUGAAAGCGCUUGAACACUUUGUAAUACGUAUAUGUUAG
Messenger RNA from Acanthoscelides obtectus, 918 nucleotides. NCBI's taxonomy places the organism in Eukaryota, Metazoa, Arthropoda, Insecta, Coleoptera, Chrysomelidae. The record is from the annotation of a GenBank genome assembly.